AACCACUCGAACCUUAUCGUUUAUUUUCAUAACUACCAAUCGAUUAGUCUCUUUAAAUGAAACAUUUAAACUUAAAUGUGUAUUUAUUUAAAUAAUUGCAACGGAACUUAGUCAAAAUGUGACUAGAUAUGUUACUGUAGGACUUACAGAGGCUGAAAUAGGAUUUUUAUCAGCAAUAAGUAAGAAACCGUAGAAGAAACAAUUUAAUUUGGAAUCAAAGACUUGCCGACGGCUGAUUUCCGACGAUGAAAACGUCAGCAACAGUUAUUGUGACGCCGGGAAAACCAUUUAGUGCUCCAGCCUUAAAAUCCCGUCAUAGUUUAAAAUCCGUCGGAAUAAGUAAAACUCACCGACACCCAUGGGAGAAUCGCAAGGCCCUCAGUGAAGAAUAUGAAACAGAACAGUCUGGAAGGGAAGGAUGGUGGCGGACAUACAUCCGGGAAACGCCAGUCCCUGGAGCCUAUGAACUUGAGUCCCAGCACUGGUUGUAUGACUUGGAACGGAGGCCAAAUACGUACAGGUUUAAAUCCGAUGGUCGGAAGAUGGACCCACACCCGCAUGGGAAAGGGGCUGUGCUAUUACCCGGUGCCUACGAGUCACAAGACUUUUUACAAAAGUUUGAGAAGGAUCCAGCGACGUAUGGAUUUAAAACAGGCCAGAGAGACAAAUUUGAUGUCCUAAAUUUCGGACGCAAAGAUAAGGACGUAAACGUAUCUCCAAGUGCAUAUGGUGUAGAAAAAUAUUUAACCCUAACAAUAGAAAAACAACCGUCAAAACAUAGUAUGUUUAAGUCGCAGGCAAAACGAUUUCCAACAAUACAGUUCAAACCGCGAGAGGGUCCAGCUCCCGGCAAUUACGAAUCUCAACAGAUUGGACCAUACAAAAGAGCCAUUUCGUCAAGUUUUAAAUCGAAGACGCCACGAUUCUCCAGUUCACAUACGAGAGUACCCGGACCAGGAAGCUAUGAGAAGACUUUUCAGAACCCACAGACUGGUGUCCUACAAAAGAUGGGACGACAACACGGUCUUUUCUUUUCAAGUGCAUUUCAGGUCUGAUCCUGGACAUUCGAUCACACUUUUGAUACGUUUUAAAGUUAUUGAGCAACCUUUAAAAACACGGAUACGUUAAAUGAAUAUUGUAGAUGUAUUUCAACAAAUGUUGUGUCAAAAUAUUCUUGAUUAAUGAUACGCCCAACACUUUAAGACUGUGUUCAGAAUAUUUGUUAAAUAACGUAAAUUGACAGAAAGCAACCAAUACUUCAAUAAGCAGACAUUGUAAAUAUAUAUAUAUAAUUUCACGUGGGAACUGAUUCAAAAGAACAUAGUAAGACUUGUGUCAUUUAAACUUUAAGUCAUUGUUAAACACUUUUACGACUGGGUCCUUUAAGGUCUUACAUUGAUGGUAUUUUUGACUGUUUCUUAAAUUUCUAGAAUAAUUAAGACAAAUAUCAGAAGUAAGUGAUCUCCCGUGUAGCCAUUUCAAAACACUCUGAUCUGAUAUUUAAAGAGACGUACGUUCUUAAUUAAUGAUAACUUUUAUCAACAGUUAUCUACUCGUGACAGAACUCUUUUACCAGAAUCCUUAUUUGUAUGUGCAUGCGUUGCUUCUGAAAUGUGUUUGAAAAGUCAAGAUAGAGCAAGAUCGGUAAAAGCUCAUUACCCAUAGCCUGUAUUUUUUCAUAUCUACCUUGAUAAAAGUGUAAUCAAAACUUUUAAGACUUUUUCCAACUGUUUCUCAGCUUCAGAUGUUGCAUAUUCUUGAUUAUGCAUUGUGAUAUAUUGUACUUCCAGUAUUCAGCAUAAUUCUGUGAUAUAUCUGCAAAUUUUGCACGUUUUACGGUCCGAUUUUGUUGUUCCUGUUUUAUAUAUUGUCCAUACCUGUAUUUGCUCCAUGUUUUUAAAGAUGUGAAUCCUCAUUUUCAAGGGAUUUUCGUGCAGAAUAGAGAGAGGUAAUUCUAAUAGAUUUGAAAUUUGUAUUGAUAAUAAAAACAAACACAAUGAUCUUUUCCCCAAUAAAUUUAUGGUCUCUUUCAAUUAUCAAUGAUUUAGUGGUCUCUUUAAAAGUAUUCUCGUUUUAUUAUCCUUAUCAGUAUUAUUGAUUCUAUACAGAUUUUAUGAUGUUGUGAAAUAAAUACCAACAUAAAAUA
Molecule: messenger RNA, 2146 nt
Organism: Mercenaria mercenaria
Lineage: Eukaryota; Metazoa; Mollusca; Bivalvia; Venerida; Veneridae
Product: protein STPG4-like
Exons: 8
Coding region: 246-1055 (269 amino acids)
Biological process (GO): epigenetic programing of male pronucleus
Cellular component (GO): germinal vesicle; female pronucleus; male pronucleus
Molecular function (GO): chromatin binding; histone binding
Source: RefSeq, a predicted model, not a curated record